Messenger RNA from Plenodomus lingam JN3, 1473 nucleotides. RefSeq lists its product as uncharacterized. Gene Ontology annotation, molecular function: mRNA binding. NCBI's taxonomy places the organism in Eukaryota, Fungi, Ascomycota, Dothideomycetes, Pleosporales, Leptosphaeriaceae. The record is from RefSeq and is a predicted model, not a curated record.
AUGUCGUUCGAAGCUGACAAUUACCAACAGCGCGAUCGCUCACCUCGCAGACGUUCUCGCUCGCCGCGACGCUCUCGCCGCUCAUAUUCGCCUCGCAGUCGUUCUCGCAGCCGCGAAGACUACCGUCGCAGUGACCGUCGCUCGCGAUCGCCCAACAGCGGUGCGCAAGGUGCAGGAGGCUAUCAGUCAUACGGCGCGGCGCGUGGAGGCUCGUCGCGACCCGCUGAAUCCAAAGACAUGAUGCAGAGCAUCCGAGAUUCCUCGCAGCAAGACCGUCGCGUCUACGUCGGCAACCUGUCUUACGACGUCAAGUGGCACCACCUCAAAGACUUCAUGCGCCAAGCUGGAGAGGUUCUCUUUGCAGACGUCUUGCUACUCCCGAAUGGAAUGUCAAAGGGCUGUGGCAUCGUAGAGUACGCAACUCGGGAGCAGGCGCAAAAUGCCGUUUCUACUUUGAGUAACCAGAACCUAAUGGGUCGACUCGUAUACGUUCGCGAAGAUCGAGAGGCCGAGCCUCGCUUCAGCACUCCUGGCAACGCGCGCGGUGGUUACGAAGGCGGCAUGGGCGGUGGCCCACGUGGAGGCGGCCAUUUCGGAGGCGGCGGUGGUUUUGGAGGUUCCCCUGGUGCUGGUGCUGGUGCUGGUGCUGGUGGCAGACAGGUCUAUGUUGCUAAUCUCCCGUACAACGUAGGCUGGCAGGAUCUCAAGGACCUGUUCCGUCAGGCUGCUCACACUGGCUCGGUCAUUCGUGCCGAUGUCCACAUUGCGCCUGAUGGUCGCCCCAAGGGCUCUGGUAUUGUCGCAUUCGAGACGCCCGAAGAUGCUCGCAACGCCAUCAACCAGUUCAACGGCUAUGAUUGGCAGGGCCGCAACCUCGAGGUCCGUGAAGAUCGUUUCGCUGGUCCCCCAGGUGGAGGUUUUGGUGGCCGUGGCGGAUUCGGUGGUCGCGGCGGCUUCGGCGGCGGAUUUGGAGGUCGUGGAGGCUUCGGCGGUCGUGGUGGAUUCGGUGGUGGAUUCGGAGGAGGCCGUGGCGGUUUCGGUGGAGCUUCUGGAGGCUAUGGCGGUGGUGCACCAGCUGGCGGCGCAGGCUUCGACCCCAACGCAACCUCGCAGCCCCCGAAUCCUUUCACAGACUUCGCUGCGUCUGGCGGUGAGCCCAGCAACACCAUCUACGUCCGCAAUCUUCCCUGGUCGACUAGCAACGAGGAUCUGAUUGAGCUCUUCACUACGAUUGGCAAGGUCGAGCGCGCUGAGAUCCAGUACGAGCCCAAUGGUCGCUCCCGCGGAACUGGUGUAGUCGAAUUCGAGAAGGAAGCAGAUGCUGAGACUGCAAUCUCCAAGUUCACUGGUUACCAGUACGGCGGUCGUCCUCUCGGUCUGACAUAUGUCAAGUACACCAACCAGAACAACGGUGAUAGCAUGGAGGGCACCGAACACACUGGCGGUGGUCUGACACAGGAUCAGAUCAUGUAA